UACGGAUUUCACCGGCCCGGUUGCGAUCCUAGGCCUGUGCCAACUAAAUUUCGUUUAUUUACAAAAACGCACUCGGUCCCGGACGACUACUAGUUGACGAUUUGUUAUUGGAUUAGUUAUCCGACCUAUCCGGUAUUCACCUUGAUAAACUCUGCCCCUGCCAGAAAACCUAACCCCAGUUUUCUCUGUAGCUUUUUCUCUCAAGAUUUAUGGCGGACUCUAUAGUAUCAGUGGAGAAGAUCAAAGAAUUCUGGCACUCUCAGUUUCACGAUGAAGAAAAUUGGGCUCUCAACAUGAAACUGCUUCGGGCCGCAGGGCUGUUUGUUGGCUCUAUUGUGUUUAUGCGGUCAUUUGGUGAUAUCAUGGCACUUCCCUAGAAUUUCAGAAUUUGCCGUUUGUUGUUCUCUUUUCUUCCUAUGUUGAUUGAGUUGGAUAGCCGUUGUACCUGAUAGCGGUGGUUGUUGUUGCUUUAAUGGAUCUUUAGCAAUUAUGAUAAGAUUCUUUUCCUCUUUCUAUUUUCAUUACUGUUAUUGUGAUUU
This is a messenger RNA of Coffea eugenioides, 539 nucleotides long. Its product is annotated as mitochondrial import receptor subunit TOM5 homolog. The coding region runs from base 210 to 377 and encodes 55 amino acids. Gene Ontology annotation, cellular component: mitochondrial outer membrane translocase complex; mitochondrion. The record is from RefSeq and is a predicted model, not a curated record. NCBI's taxonomy places the organism in Eukaryota, Viridiplantae, Streptophyta, Magnoliopsida, Gentianales, Rubiaceae. The transcript has 2 exons.